AUGAUUUUACUUUUCGCAUUAAUUACAUAAAUCAUAGCAGGUAUGUGAAUUUAGUAAAUUCAUAGAUUUCAUAUACCCUGAUCGUGCAAAUCCAAUUGUACCUUAUAGGAAUAAUGAAGAUGCUUAUACUUUUUACGAUAUUUUCUUAUCAGUGAGUACAAGAAUUGCUUCAAAUGGAAGAUUAUAAAUAACUUUUCCUUAGGAAUUUGAUGGAACAUAACUACGUCUAUUACAGGAUGACAUAAUGGGGGUAAGGAUGUUUUAAUAAUAUAAAAAUAGGCAGCUAAUAUAGACAAGGAAUGUUACAUAGAAUACACAUUUUCAACAACGACAAAAUGCAUACCAUAUGUUGAGCCUCCAGUGACUAUACCAGCAACAAAUUAUUAUACAGCUAGCAAUAGAACUAUUACAAUAUUUUUUGGAUCAGAACCUCUAAAUGCUGGAAGCUAGAAGGUCAGAAUAAAAUAUAACAAAAAUCCAGUAGGAUUAGGAGGGAAAUCUAGUGGUUUUUUAUAAAUAAUCACUUUACGAGAUACUGUUCCUGUUGAUUAGAAUUUAAAUUUUGGGACAGUUGGCUUCGCUCCUGUGUAUGAAAAACAUACUUUAGGUAAGAAUAAUAAUAAUAUCAAUUAGCAUCUGAAGGUUAAAUAAUAAAUGAUGGUUCAAAAUUAGGAGGUUAUGUUACAAAUUAUGUUAUUUAAUUUACUACUAAAAUAGAUUUAGUAAAAGGAUGUUGGUUUAGAGCUGAAAUAGCAGAAGGAUUUGAUAUAUCAAAUGUAGAAUGCGUAUUGGUAGAUACAUAAUAAGAUUUAAAUUGUUAAGUAGAAGGAAGAAGAAUAUACUUUAGUGCCAUAAAUGCAGCAUUACCUAAAGGUUAGCAUAAAGUAAAAUUGAAGAAUGUUAUAAACCCAUCUGCAUCUGGUAAUUCAGACCCAUUCAUCUUUGAAACAUUAGAACCUCUAGUUAAUACAGUUAUAGAAUAUUUCAAUGUAGGAGUAACAUCAAUAACACCUGGACAGAUUAUUAAUCCAUCAAUUGCUGGAGCACCAUUAAAUUAGAAUUUAAGAAUAGAUUAUACAAUUAAAUUUACUCCAUAAAAUAAGAUCCCUUACCCUGGAAAAAUAGACUAUAUAUUUCCAAGUCUGUAAUAGACCUUUCCAAACGGCUCUACGGUUAUUUAUAAAUUUACUUUGGAUCCUACAUGUAGAAUAAUAUCUGGUUUGUCAUAAAAUGGAACAACUCCGAUAUCUUGUGUAACAAGUGGUCAAAAUAUAACAAUUUCAGAUUUUGCUUCAUUUUCACCCUAAGAAAUUACUCUUAAAAUUUUUGCAGUAAAUCCACCAGUUUCAAAAUUAUAUCAAUAUUGUUAAAUUUACACAUAUUCAACUUUUGGAAAGGUUCCAGUAAUAAGUGGUUCAAGUAGCAAUUAUAAAGGAAUCGAUUAAAACGUUGAAGCAGGAUCUAUUUAAAUUUCUGAAAUACAGAGUCCUUACUUUGUUGCAAUAGAUUUAUAUAAAUAAAUGCAAAAUAUUUCUUUAGAUAAAACAGGACCAUUAGACUUUCGAUUAUAUCCAAUGCCUACAAAAUAAUUAAAAUUGACUACUUCACCAACAAGUUAUGGAAGUGUAUAUUUUUAGAUUCCUUUAUGGUGGAGAAUGAGUGGAUAACAAUUUAGUGGUUGGAAUGUGGUUGGUAGCACUCCAACUUGUAAUUUUGGAGCAGAAAUAGCAGCAACAUGCAACUAUUAUUUAUAAAGGUUUAGUUUUAAAACUGCUAUAUCAACUGAUUAUUUGAAAUAUGAUCCAUAGACAGGACUCAGUAAUUGUGAUUUACCUAUUUCAGUGGCUGUAUCUUAGAUUACACCAAUACCUGGAAGAUUUGAUUUUAGAGUGUUAACAUUCAAUGAUGGUGUGUAUAAUACAUUUGAUUAAGUACCAUUGGAAUAAGAUUUAUAUACAAUGGAAAUAGCAGCUGAUUAAUUUGUACCACCUAAAACUUAUAUAAAAUGUACAUCAGUUGAUUAGGUUGAUGCUGAUAUGGUAUGUUAUUCAAAUGUGGUUGUGAUAUUGCCCAUCCCUUAUGAAGGAGCAAUUAAUUUUAAUAUGAGUACAGUAAAUUCAACAUAUGAGUCAUCAGCUGCAUGGCCAAAUGAUUUGGGAUUUGGAUUAGGUAAUGAUGCAAAGAAAAGGAUUCCAUGUUUUGUUAGUAUAAGACCCAGUCAUCCUAAUGUUUAAUGUUGGGUGUUUUCUGGAGGAACUAUAAGAAAAUAUGCAAUUUUAUAGGUACGUGGAUUUAGUUCAAGAAUAAAUACUGGGACAAAUAUUUUUGUAGUAAUUCCAAAUGUGAAAUCUUGUACUGCCUUUGAUAUGUAAUGUUUUGUAACAGUUUCAUCAGCUUGGACAACUGAAUUGGAUGAACCAUAUACAAUGAAUUAUUUAAAAUAAUCAGUAGGAUUUAUAAAAUAGGGAGAUGUUUAUAAAGAUGUAACUACAAGUCCUCCAUUAUUAGCUAAAGAUGUUUAAGAUAUAACAUUGGAAGCAACAUUUUAAGCAACACGAAAACAAAUAUGUGAAUUAACAACUUGGACAUUAAAAUUUUAACACACAGAAGUGAUUACUUCUUGUUCAACAGGAACUACAAAUUAUCCUUAUUGUCCAAAUUCAACUCCAGAUCAUAUAUUAAUUAAGUUUGCUGAUAAAACAAGAUUUCCAAAUUAAUUUGGAGUAUCAGUCACUAGUCCUCAUGGAUCAGUAUUUUUAAUUGAUCAUUUUCUUACAGGUGAGUAUUAUUAUUUUAUAAUUGUAAAUGCUGGAAAUAUAGCUGCAAAUAGUCCUGUAUAAUUAGUUAAUAUUUAUAAUCCAAUAAUAUAUACUCCUGGAGUAGAUAUAAAAUUAAUAUAUUGGAAUUAAAACAGGAAAAUUAAAAGAAUAACCUUCCCAACUUCAGCCAUUUUUGUAGAUGGUGGUAUAUUAGGUCCACCUGUAUUUGAUAUUUUACCAAAAACUUCAGUAGGAAUGAAUGCUGAUAGAUCUUAAGCUGUUGAUAUGGAUUUCGAUUCAUGGAUUAUAUUUAGAGCAACAUUUACUACUUGUCAUAAGAUUCCUGCAAAUGGCUUAGUAGAAUUAGAAGUUUAAAAUGGAUUAGUUGAUUACACUCCAACAUGUAAUGUUUGGUCAGGAGUCACAAGUCCACCUAAAAGAAUAGGAAAUACUCAUGAAUGUAAUUUAGUAGAUGUUGGUGGAAUUAAAUAUUAUUAAUUAACAAAAUUCAAUGAAAUUCCUGUUUUAACAUAAUUUACAUUAUCAUUUAGAGGUAAAACUGGAUUAACUGCAACACCAACACCUGCAGCCCCUAUUAGAAUAUAAACAUAUUUUGAUGCUACAAUUCCAACUACUACAGCUUCAAAUGUUGAUAAUUUUUAUAACACUGGUUAUAAUGGAAUUUUAACAGGUAUUGAUAUUACAGGUCCAAAACGUUUUCCACCAAAAUUAGAAUGGAUGGAUUUCAUAAUUAUAAAUGAUAAAGCUAGAGAAGGUACAAGAGGUGAAUUUUAUAUGCAUGUUAAGACAAAUCAUAACAUACCAAGUUAUACAUCAAAUUCAGCUCCAAGAUUAGUAUUUACUUUUAAUACAACUGGUAUAUCUAUGCCACCAGGAGGUAUUCCACAUUGUAGAUUGGAUGGUCAUUUAGCCAGAUAUUGUACUUGGGCAGGUGGAGUUAUGACUAUGGCUAUGCCAUUAAAUCAUGGAAUGGUAGCUAAUUAAGAACAUUUAGUAAUGUUAAGUACUAGAGGUGCUGAUUAUUCAGCAACAUAUUAAGAAGGAUUACAUCAUAAUAGAGCAGGAACUUAUAAAUUAAGAGUAGACACAGUUAAUACUGGAACACCUCAAUUUAUUCGAAAAGUCAUGAUAAUAGAUCCACCUAAAUUUAGAGUAUUUUGGGUUUGGUCAGCUAAUAAAGUUGGUUAUGAUCCUAUUACACCUUCAGCUACUCUUUAAGGAAUGUCUGUUUAUAGAUUAUAUUUUACUAAUACCAUAACUAUUCCACCUUCUGAUAAUCCUGAUCCAAUCUCUAUUAUUGUACUCUUUCAUAGAACUAUUUGGCCUACUUUUACAAAUGGAUUUGAAUAAGAUUUAGGAACAGGAUUACCUCAUAGAACAUAAUUACCUUGUAUUUAAAUGGGUUUUUCAUUAUUACCUGGAAUUACUCAAUUAAAAUGUAGAUUAUUUUAUGGUAGUUAUCCAAAUCCAACAAAAGUAAUUAUUACAGAUUUUGAUUAAAUAAAUGUAAAUACCAAUAGUGAAAUACAUUUACCAAAUAUUUUUAAUCCUAAUUCAACUUAUGAAUUAACUAAGAUCACAAUUCAAGUUUAAAGAACUGAUGCCAUAACAGGUACAAGUGAACUUAUUUUAUCAUCUGAUUAUGAUUUAAUUAAUGGUACUUUUGGAAGAACUAAAGAAUAGCCUGGCUUUAAUAAAUUAGCUGUUGAUAUUCCUGCAUUAAUUUAAGAUGAUUUAUAAAAUGUAUGGCCUACAGCAGUAAAUCCUUUCUUCUCUGUUACAACAAUUGAUACUGUAGCAACACUAACAUUAGAAUAUGGAAGCAAUGAUUACGAUAUGGGUGGAGGUGCUGAUAUGAUUCUAUUUGAAAUUCCACCUAAUUGGGAUUUACCAUAUGGAUAAAUCACUUGUUCUUUUCCUGCUGGUAAUAUUUGUUAUUCUUAUCCUUUGGGUCCAUAUAUUGGAUUAUAUCCAGAUAGUGGAAUUUCAGCAACUUAAUUAUAAACUGGUUCUGUUACAAUUAAAACACCACCUUUUAAAGUAUUAGUAGCAACCUCAGAUCCACCAAUUAAAAUCUUUGUUUUCACUCGAUCUAAAUUAGUUUAUGUUUAUAAGAUUGAUUUUAUUCAAGUUUUAGAUGCAGUUUAAGUGUUCCCUACAGUGACAUGCACAUUUUGUUUUUAUGAGACUAUAACUGAUUAUACAAUUACAGUAACAAAUACAAAAAACAUACCUACUCAAGGUGCAAUAACAAUUAAAAUACCUACUGGGUUAAUCAUAAGAGAAAAUGGUUGCAGAAAUGAUGUUUCAGGAGGAUCAGUAUUAUCUAAAGUUGGAUUUGAAUGUGCUUAUGAUGGUGCUAAUAGUUAACUUCUAAUAACUGGAUUUAAUAAAUUUAUAGGUCCUGGAAAAAUUUAAAUAAAAGUUAGAAUGGAGAAUCCUGAUAAUACAGUAACUAUAACAGAAAAAUGGGAAUUCAAGACAUGGUAUUUAAAUGAAAAUCCAUUAAAUAAAUUGGUCACAUAUGGAGAAGCUAAUUAACCAGCAUUAGAUGUUGCGACUGAUAUUGAAUAUUGGGAUACUCCAUAUAGAAGUAGAGUAAGAGGAAGAUCAACUCUUUAUGGAUCUAUAGAAUUUAGAAUUAAUUUAUAAAAUGAUCUUGCAGCAGGAGAUAUUCUUUAUAUCAAAUUUCCUACUCUUUUUAAUAAGGUUAGAUGCUCUUAAUAUUUAUGUUUAUGGGAUGAUACACCAUGGUUUGAUAAUCAUAAUGAUAAUUUUUUGACAGCUGAAAAAUGCUUAUAUGAUAAGACAAAUAGAAUCUUAUCUAUGUACACUCCAAAAGAUACUAUAAUAAAAAAAGAUACUCUUUACAGAGUUAUUAUUGAUACUUAAAAUUCAAUUGAUGGAAGUAGAGGAUUUGAAUUACCAGAUAUGAAUACUUAUAUCUUUGAUGUUUACACAACUCUUGAAUUAAAACACAGUGACAUAUUUAUUCCAUAAUUUAAGGCAUUUAAAUAUUUUGAAGCAAUUUCUCUGAUUACAAGUAUGAACUCUAAGAACAUGAUGGUGGUUAGAUUCAACAUUCCUUUUCCUGUCACUAUACCAGCUUCAUCAGGAUCAUUUGCAGGAGGGUACUUAAAAUUAUAUUUCCCAACUCUUUCGGAAGAAUCAGAAUAUCUAUAUUAAGAUGAUUUAGGAACUGGUAAAAAAAAUGGAGAUUCCAUUUAAUGUUAUGCUAGAAAUGGUUUUCCUGCUUCUACAGUUCUAGAAUGCAAAUUAUAUCAUGGCAAUAGAGUUUUAGGAUAACAUGCCUACAUAUUAAUUUAAGGAUGGACAGGUGAUUUAGGAACUGAUCCAUCUUUCACAACAGGAUAUUAGGAACUCUUCUCUAGAGUAAGUAGUCCCCCAUGGACGGGAACUGAAAAAUACUUUGAAUUUGAUAUUGAUUAAUUUUAUACUCCUGAUCUACUUGGAGAUGACAAACACAUUGAAAUGAGACUAGAAUCCUAUUCAACUAAUACUCUCCAAUUGUAAAGCUUUUCCUAUGAUAUGACUUUAAAACAUUAUACUCCUACUACUGGAUCAUUACCAAAACCGACAAAAUCCUCUAGUACCUUAUUUGAUCAAUCUGUUACAUUUGAUUUAAAAAUGUAAUCAACAAUCUAAUUAAAGAACUCUGAAGAAUACGAUUUCUUCAUCUUUGAAUAUACUUAACCUUAUUUUGAUCCAUAACCAUAAAAUGUUCAAUGUGAAUCAGGAUCUGUUUAUGUUUGUAGAGUAUCUUAAGGGAACAAUUGGAUUGUUGUUAAACCUUUAAAUACUAUAUAAGCUCAAGCAAAUCUUAAAUUCAAAAAUAGUAAUAAUCCUAUUUAAGUUCCUACUACUGGUAUUGUUUGUAAAGCAUAUGCAGUUAAAGAUAGAAUUAUUACUUCUAUUUACACUUAUGCAGCAAUAAAUGAUUAUGCUUUACCAGCUUUAGCUGCAACUGCUUACAAUACUAUUGUAACACCAAUUGAUUAUGCAGAUAAUACUACUAUACCUAAAAGUACUUAAAUAAGAGUAAGAGUUGAAAUCACUAUUCCAACUCAAUCAAUUACUUUACCUUAUGGUUCAAUUAUAGAUAUCUUUUUACCAAGUGGUUUCUUAGCUUAUGAUUACUCUCUAAGUACACCAGAUACUAAUGCUAAAUUUUCUACAGUUGACAAUCUUCAAACAAGUGUUGUAGCAUCUUCUGCAAUUACUGGUUACACAGGAAGACCACAGCUUACUAUUACUGGAUGGGAACCUAUCAAAGUAGGAGAAAAAAUUAUAUUUGAAACAUAUUGCAAAACUUCAUCUGCAGCUUUAAGUCCUGCUCUAUGGAAUUUCAAAGCUUGGAGAGAUGCAGGUAGAACAAUUGAAUUGUGGACUUCAACUGCAUCUGCAUUUAAUGUUUAGUCUUAUGCAUCUUUUAAAACACUUGAAUGGAAGACCAAAGACCCUACUGUAGCAAGAAAGAAUUAAGUUUCUCCAUUGAGUUUUCAUAUAUCUUUCAAAACAACUCCAACUGCUAAUACUAAAAUUACUAUUAGUUUCCCAGUUCUAGCAACUGUUUCUGUUCCUCCUGAUGCUGUAUUAUAUUGUACUAUAGAAGGAACAACAGGAUUAAUUCACAAAUUUGCUUAUUGUUAUGGAACUAAUUCUUUAGAUAUCAUCAUGUAGAUGCCAGUCUCUCCUGUUACAUUUGUAGCUAAUACUCUAUAUAAAAUUACAAUUAGUUCAAGAGGUAAUAGUAUAAAUCAUGGAUUACUUUUUGGUGCUAGUGGAGUAUUUAGUGCUACACUUACAUAAGAUAAUGGAGAUGCAGGAACAUUAAAAUUUGAAAUAUUACCAACCGAAUAAUUUGCAUCUUCUUAAUUAAGAAUUGUAAAUUCAGGAAUUAAGUCUUCUGGAUUCACAGAAACAGCCUUGUUAUUCUCAUUUACUACUUCAGUUUUGAUUCCUAAAUCAGGUAAAAUAGUUAUUGCUUUUCCCAAUUUUGCUAUUGAUGACACUACAGUAUUAUUCUAAGAAAAUAUUAUAUAAUCUGUUGUUUAUAAUAGUGGUGAUUUAUAUCCUGGAUGUUAUUCAACUAAUUUAGUUUUAUAUAACAACGGUUUAAAUUGUAGAAUCUUUAAAAACUCAGGUGAUUAUGCUUAAACCUUAAUUGUUAUCUAAUCAUUUGUGAAUGAUAUUGCAAGUGGAACAAGUUUAUAAAUAGCAAUUGAAUAAGUGACUCUACCUACAUCUGCUGCUUCAGCCGAUGUCUUUUUGUAUACUGCAGAUUUAAGCAAUACAAAACUAGAGGCAUAAAUUUUCUAUGAUGCUGUUAAUCCUUUAGUUUUGGGUGGUGCUGCAAUGACAUCAACAGUAGAAUCUACAAGUUCAACAGUAUAAGCUAAUACAGUAUUUACAUUUAAAAAUGUUAAUUUUGGUACAACUGCCUUAAGUGGCUAUUCUUAAAUAGCUUAUAGAUUUCCAGCUGGUUAUUAUGACAUAUCAAGUGCAACAGUUUCUGGUGGAACAUGUGCCACAACAAGUAAUUUAGAAAAAUAUGCACAUUGGAUAAUAUAAAGAUUUACAGCUGGUACUGCAUGUACUGGUAACAAGGAGGUUGCUUUCUCCAAUAUAGUUUAAGUAAAUAGUGUUGUUGCUACUCUUUCUAAAUUAACUUUUCAAAUAUACACAUGUUUAACUAGAGUAUGUUCCUAUUCUACAACUUCUACUCAACCAACUACUGCAUUUACUGCGGCUUCUCCAGGAAGUUUAACAGGUGUUGCUCCUAUAGAUGCAAGAUAUUUCCCAUAUUCAUUUAUUAAAUUUGAACUCACAUAUACUUGUUCAGGUCACAAUAUCCCUAUGGGAGGAUAAGUGAUAUUAGAAGUAGAUUCAACAAAGUUUUAGAUUUUUAGAAUGGAAUUAAAAUCAGGAGGAAUAACUUCAGUAGGCUACACUAAUGCUGCAGGAACAUCUACCACUUUUACUUUAUUGUCAUCAUACUUAAAAGCUUAAGCAUCUAUUAAGUUUGAUGUUUAUGGAUAAUUACCAUCCAGCAUAGGAGCAUCAGGAACUACUACAUUCACUUUCUCAUUAAAAAAUAGAUAUGAUGGUGUUGAAAUAUCACCAGAUUCUACUAAACCUACUUUUGAUAUGAAAACUCCACUGGCUAUCACUUCAGCUUAAUCUUUCCCUUCAGUUUCAUCUUCUUAAUCAAUACUAUCCAUUGUUUUAAUACCAGGAGCUAAAAGUAUUGAUAAUGAAUUGCAUUUUCAAUUACCUUAAAUUUCAACUAGUGAUACUAACAAUUUUAAAUUGUUCAUCUAUAUCGAAGGGAUGAUAAGUGGUUCUGGAUCAUGUUCCAUUUCAGUUGCAGAAGGUUCCUCUGCAGGUACUCCUUUAUGUAAUGUGGCAAGCGCAGAUAAAUUAGAAAUUACUGAUAUUGAUCCAAGCUUGAUCUAAGCAGAAUUCUAUUUUAAAGUAUGGUAUGUAAAAAUUACUAAUCAUGGAUUACUUCCUGUUACAAUUUAAUUAGUAGACUCUUCAAAUACAGUACUCAAUAUAUUUACUGGUUCAGUGAUAGUAUAUGAGUAUUAAAUGGAAUCAUUAGGUGCCAGCUUUAAACAUAAUACAAAUGGAGGUGAAAGUAAUAUUAUUGAAAUAAGUUUCGAUCCACCAUCUAUUAGUAAUUUUAAUGGUUUUGAUGGAGAACUAUUUUUGGAUCUGUUAGGUUCCUUUACUUCAUUGCCAAGUACAAUCAUAAAAGAAUAAUGUGAUUAUUCUUCAGCUAUAAACAGUGAUUGUGAAUUUGUGCCUUCAUUUAGAUUGAAUUCAGCUGGAUCAGCAACUGCACAUAGAGAUCCGUUUAAUCCAAGAAUCAUCAUUAGCUAAUUUGAAUAAUAGAGUACUAGUAUUAAUAAUGUAAAAAUUUGGUUUUAAUAUAAAUAUUUUACUCCUACUAAAUGGAUUAAAACUAAAAUGUUUCAGUUUGGGUAUUAUGUUAAAGGAUAGGGUAAUAAUUAGAUCUAUAAAUUUGGAUAAAACUUUUUAUUAUAAUUGAAUGAAUUAGAUCCAACAGCUCCUACAUCUACAACUGGUACUUUGAGUUAUACUGGAUCUGCUUAAGUCGAUGGUAAUAUAUAAUCAAGUGUCAUUUAUACAUCAUAAAGUGAUAAUACAUUUGAUGCAGGGGACUUUGUAUCAAUUAAAUUGAUUGGAGGAUACACGGUUAAAUAUGGAACUUAUAAUACUAUGAAAAUACUUUCAUCAAUUGCUGGUUUGUCAUCCACUUCAACAUCUACAACUUUAGAUAGUACUCAUACUAUUUAAAGAAUGGCUUACUUUGAAGGAGUGAUUGGUUCUGGAUAACAAGAUUUAUAAUUUACUUUGAGUAAUAUUGAAUUACCAUAUUUCCCAACUGCAACCUUAACUGAUAUUGCAGCAAUUGUUCUCGUUUUAGAUGGUACAACUAGAGAGAUUAAAGAAAAAAUCACUUUGACUAAAUCAUCUGAUGCUAUUAGUCAAAGUUUUACAACUUGUUAAGCAGAACAAAUAGAUUCUAAAUCAUUUGCAUUUUCAUUCACUCUGCCUUCAAAUUUUAAAACAUUUAAUUUAAAUGGUUGUGUUUCUAGUGGAACAUGUUAUUAAUAUAUAGAAAUAACAACAACAAAUUCUGCUUAUAAUGAUGUUUGGCAAUAUGAGAUUACUUGUGGAUAAGGAUCAUCUCUACUAAAUUAAUAUAUACCUUAUAAUGGAUAUCCUCCAAAAUUUUAAUAAGUUACUACAAAUCCUUAUGGAAUGAGACUUUCAGAAUAUUUGGAGAUGAAUAGUAAUAGUUAAAUCUGUAUAAAAUAUAGAAAGAAGACUGCUGCAACUGCAGGAUCAACUAGUUUUACAAUUACAAUUUAUGAGAAAUAGUCUACUGCUGUACCAAUAGCAACUUGUACAGCACCAGCAAUAACAGUAGCAGCUGCAGCAUCUGGUCAUAAAUUAUCAGGUAUUGUUAAAUUACCAUUUGGAUUGCAAUUAUUUUAUGAUAAUUACAAAGCCUUAGUGAAGAAUGUAGAAAGAUAAAUAACAAUUGAAUUUUCAUUAUUGGCUGACUUAAAUUCAGAUGGUAACUUUACUAUAGAAAGUGAUAAUUUAGGAUUGGCUAAUUUUGACAUUACUAAAAGAUUGAAAUGCAUGUUUAAAGAGAAAGCUACAUAAUUAGUAAAACAUGUUCCAUCAUUAUGCAUAGUAGAUACUACAAAUAAAAGAAUAACGAUAGUUUAUAAUAUUGCAACACUAACAACUUUGAAUCCUAAAUUAGUAAAAGAUAAAGUAUACGAAUUAAUAAUAAAAUAUGAUCAAUUGAGCAUUAACUACUUAUCUGAACCAGCAUUAUAAGGAUAAUAUUAAUUGAAAUUUAAGUUUUUAGUUGGAACAACAGUUAAUAUCUAUUAAAUAUUGCCUUUCACAAUAUAUAAUAAUUAAGUAUCUGGAUUAGUGACUCAAACUUAUGUUGAUCAUAUAUCAGAGAGCACUAAUUUUUAUGUAAAAUAUAAAGCAACUCAAUCGUUAGCACAAUCUGAUUUUAUAGAUGUUUUAAUUCCAAUAAGAGAAGUACAAAACGAUGGAUCAUUAAAAAUUCUAAAUACUAAUAAACUUAACACUCUAUUGAACAAUGGAUAAAGAAUUGAAUGUUUAGACAAGACAGGAAAUUUAGGUACUUAUUAUAAAUGUUAUUUAUACUAUGGUAUAAGUGAUUUCUAAAGGCCAUAUUCAUUUGUUAGAAUGACUAAUUUUACAGGUAUCUCAAGUGGAUCAUCUGUAUCAUUUGUAAUUUAAAAUUUAGUAAAUCCUUCUACAACUGAUUUAAUAAUGGAUUAUGAAAUCAGAAUUAUUGGUUCUGAUUUAUUUGAAUACUCUUAUGCUUAUGCUGCUGCUUAUACUUUGCCUGUUUCUUCAGUUUCAUCUUCUACAUCUGGAACCUUAACAAUCACACCUCUUCCAUGUUUCUCUUAAAUUAAUUACUAAUAUUAAGUUACUUUGACCAGUAAUGCUGAUCCAAAUUAUGAAUCAAUUGUUAAAAUUAACUAUGAUCCUCUUAUUUGGGGAGAAGAUUAUACUAUUUUUGUAGCUAAUAUAGGUGGAACAUCAGCAAGAAUUGAUCCUCUAAAUUCUUAAAAUGUUUUUAUUGUAUUUCCAGCUGGUUAUUCUUCAGGUACCUCAAUAACUAUUACAAUUACUAAUGGUCUCUUUUAACCAAGUUAUGUUUUAACUAAAUCUCAUGUAGUCAAUGCUUAUUUUAUCAAUUAUUAAACUAAAGCAUUUGUUUAAAUUGCGACUACAACUUAAUCAGUUACAACUACCUAAGCUGAUAUUGCAACAUAUGGUACAGUAAGUAGUAAUUCUGAUUUAAUGAAAGACUUUUUAUCAGUCAUGACUAUUCCUGUAACUUUAUUAGGUUCAAUUAAACUUGAUUAUUAAUUUAGAAUUAUAUUCCCUACUGAUUAUAUUCUAAGUAAUGGAUAUUGCAGAGUUUUUGAUGAUCUCACUGGUGAUGAAUAUCCAAUUACAUGCUCGGAUAUAGAUCCUUAAACAAAAAAGAUUAUUUUUAAUUCUAAAAUUAAAGCAACUACUGCAUUUACUGUUAAAGUUUAAGUUUAAACUCCAACUUCAUCUGGAAGUAAAAGUAUUGAUGUGGAAUUUUAUGCAGAUAAUUUAGAUGCAUCUACUCUAUUAAUACAAUAAGAUACUUUGACAGCUCAAACUAUAAUCAAUUAUACAAAAAUGAGAUUAGCAAUGCCUUAUAUCAAAGCACCUUAAGUAUUAUUAUAAGAUGAGGAAAUUGGACCCAUUACUUUGACUGUUAAAUUAACAAGUGCAGUAACUAAAUAAACUGAUUUUGCCACAAUAGAUACUUCCAAUUUUAUGACUGUAACCAUUAAUCAACCAACAAAUUUAAAAAGAUUACAAUUUGCUUGUUUCUGGAAUAAUCUAGCUGCAAUGAAUUGUAAAAAUGGAGAUACUUCAGCUAAUUAUGAUAAAAUUACUAUCUAUGCUCCCUCAAACACAGAUUUUGCUUCAGGAGAUAAAGUAACUAUCAAAAUUGUUAUUUGGAGGCAUUAAGAAAUUGGACAAACAGAUUUCACUUAUAAAUGGCAUGAUAAUAGUAAUGAUUAAGUACCAUCAGCAUCUAUUAAAAAUAAAAUUGUAAAAAUUGGUUCUACAGAUUAUAAAAAAGAUGUAGUCUAUUAGAAUUAUAGAUUUGAUGAAAUAACUUUACCUUUGUUUUAAACAUAUAUUGCUGUACAUUAAGGAACAAUAAAUACUGAAACUGAUCUUACUGUAAGAUUUAGAUUGAGAAGAGGUUUAGCCUCAAAUUUAAAUACAAAUUGGGGUUAAAUAAUUCUUAAACUACCAACUAUGGAUGAUUUUGAUGAUCUUUAAACACAGUUUCCUAAUGGUUUAGGUAGAUUCACCAAGAAUGCCUAAGAAAUCGAUUGUUUCUGUAGUACAUGUCCUCAAAUCAGUAAUAUUGAUCCAUUAGAACCAUUUUUCAAAUGUUAUGUCUAUUAAGGAUCUACCCAUAGAGUAGCACCAGUUGAAAUAUGGUUAAAUCCAUAAAGAGAUAUGUCAUCAUAAUAAGUGGUUGAAAUCUCUUUCCCUAAAAUAAAAUUACCAUCAACCUAAUAUACUUAUUCUAAAUUAUCAUUGCUAGCAUAUGAAUAUGCAUCAAGUACAAAAACUACUAGAAAUCAUUCAGAAAUAGUUCACUUUUAUACAUUCCAUACUAUUCCUGAUGCUUUUGCUACUUAUACUGCUGUAACUCCUCCAACAUUUACACUAAAUAAAGUUGGAGCAAUGUCUGGUGUAACAGCAACAGUUAAUAACCCUUAUGAUGAUCUGUUAGAUUAUUGUCAUGAUAGAUGGGUAUUGAGUACUGAAGAUGUUGAAACUAAGUUUGAGCACCCUUACAAUCCAGAAACUGGAACAUUAUUUUCAGAUGGUGGAAAUUAUCCUUAUAACUAUAUUGAAUACACUACAGCAACUAAUCACAUUGUCGUUAUUUAUAAAUUAGCCAAAUGGAUUACAUUUGUUCCUAAAGUUGUUUUAACCAAAUCCUCUACAUAAACUUUGACUAUUUAAAAAUUUAAAAACAUGCCAUAUAUGAUACCAAGUGGAGUCAAUUAUAAGAUGACAUUAUUCAUAGAGAUAGGAGUAAGAUCAUAUACUGAAUACAGUGUGUUUACAACAGCAUAAUAGUAUAGAUUAGCUUAUAAACCAUCAACAACAACAAAAUAGAUGUCAAUUGAUCCUAUUCCUGCUCCUGCUGAAACAGCAGCACCUUAGACAUAUGAAUUGAAGUUUUUGCCAUAUAAUAAAAUUCCAAAGAAUGGUAAGAUAAUUUUCACAUUUCCUCCUUUACCAAGUUAUGAUUGGGUGUUCAGUGAUUAAUAUUGUGUAGUUUCAUAAAAUUUGUAAGACAGUGGAUGUGACAUAAUUCCUGCUAGUAGAAUUAUUAUAAUUAAGGAUUGGUUGAAUGAUUAUGAUCCAAAUAUUGAUGGAUAUUUAAGUGUUAAAUUUGAUAUAGUAAAUCCAACAAAUGUUUAAACAUAAAUACCAUUUGUAUGGAGAACAUAUUGGGAUCAGAAUUAGGACACUUGGUUAAUAGAUGAAGAAACAUUCUUUGAGAGUACUCCAACAACAUAAAUUGUAUAAGGAGGUAAUUUGAUAGUGACUUUAUGGGAUCGUUUUUAACAUCCUUAUAUAAUAUGUGGAGGUCGAAAGGGACCAAUAAGAUUAAGAUUUAUUUUAAGAGAUUAAAAUUUGGUUUAUCCAGAUGAUUAUAUAGAAUUAUGGAUGUAAAAUACAUUUUGGCCGGUUUCAACAUAAAAAUAUAUAGUAUGUUAUUUUAAUGAUCCAAAUGAUUUUUAAUUAGUGAAUAUAAAAUCCCAUAGAUGUGAUUGGGAUGGAACAGGUGGUGGUAGAUUAAAAGUAUAUAUACCUGAAGAAAUAGAUAUUCAUGUAGGUGAUGAAUGGGAAUUAGUAAUAACAACAUUUGGAUAAUACAAUGGUGAUGGUUGGGUAGUAAGAUCUCCAUCAGAUUUAUAUUGGGUUACAUUUUUUGCAAUGAAGAAUGGCCUUAAUACAUUAGAUAAAGGAUGGUUUGAAGCAAAGAUACCAGGAUGUCCAUUUGAUAAUAAUGGAUUUGAUUGUUAAAGUGUAGGUUGGGAAGCAAGUACAGUAGGUGGUGAUCCAACUUGGACAAUUUUAAAUUUUACAGCUUAGACAGAAAAUAAUGCUAUUCCUGCAGGUGAUCCAGGUUUAUUAACUUAUUCAAGAUUGUUAUUUGAAUUUAUUACUCAUAAUGAAUUAGAAGAAUCAUGGCCUAUGGAUUUAACAAAUAGAAUGGGUGCUUCUAAUGAAAGAGCUUAAGUAGCAUGUAAUGGUAUGUAUAAAACAAAUGGUGCAAAUAGACCAUUACAACCUAAAGGUAAUACUUAUAUUGAAUGUUAUAAUGUUAAAGCAGAAAAUAAUAUAUGGAAUAAUACACCUUCUUAUAUAUUAGGAUAAUACUUUGAUGCAAUUGCCGCAUCAGAAAUAUUUCAUUUUUAAAUAGCAGAUUUUCGUAAUGGUUAUGUUUAAGGUGCAUUUUAACAUGUGAAAAUAUCAGUAGAAGUUAUAUAAGAAGAUGGUACAUUCUAUCCAUAAAAUGAGCAUUAUUGCUGGCAUUUACCUCCUUCUCUUUAUGCUCCCCCAUCUCCAUCUACAGCUUCAACAUCAACUUGGUCUGUUUAAAGAUCUUAAGUUGCUUUAACUUAAUAAUAAACAUACUUUGGAGAAAAUAGUUUAUCACGAUUUGAUACGAUUGUUUAUGAUUUCAAUUAUCCUUAUACAUUACCUAUGAAAGGAUAUUGUUUAUAAAGAAGAUAUAAUGCUAAUUUCUCUGAUGGUUAUUUAUCUCCAUGUACACCUUAGCAUUACAAUCAUUGGUGGGUUAUGAAUGCUGCUAUUCAAGAUCCUACUGUUAAAUGGUUUUAAAGAGAAUCUGGUAAUUUUGUAAAUCCUCCAUUCGUUUUUAAAUAAAAUAAUCCUUCAAGUAAUCCUACUACUUGGAAUUCUAUUAUUUAAGAAUCACCUUUAAGAAUAUAUAUAUGGAGUAAUAAUAGAUUAAUUAGUAAUCAAACAUUCUAAUAAAAUAGUGGUAAGAUAUCUCCUACUACUGGGUAAUUAUUUAUUGUUAGUUAAACUACUACUAAUGACAAUGCUAAAAAUACUAUGGUUAGACAUCAUAUUGGAUUACAUUUCCAAACUAUUACUUCAGCAAUGAAACAUAUUAGAUUAUGGGCACCUAAUGAUUAUUAAAAUAUUUAAGAUUGUAAAAUUAAUAGAGGAUUAGUAAGUAGAGAUCCUGCAGAUCUUGAUAAUAAAAUCACUUGUGUUAUUACGAAAUUACCUGCUCCUAUUGAUAGAUGGCUAAUUGAAAUUGAUAAUUUCUAAUCAUAUUAAGGACAUGGCGAAGAUUAAUGGAUGAUAAUUGAUUUUAAUUUAACUAAUCCCAUUUCUGAAAAAUGGACUGGAAGUUGGUAUGGUAAAACUUAUGAAAGUUCCACUAAUUUAUCAUAUGUAAUUGAUGAAUCUAAAGGAACUGAUGGCUAAACUUGGGUAGGAGAAUCUGUUAAAUAACCUAAUCUAUUUAGAGUAUGGAGAAAUACUAUCUCUUAUGAAAAUAGAAGAGCUUAAACUGAUGAUUAUGCUGAAGUUCAUAUGAGAGUCUUGCCUAGAACUAGUCAUCCUGCUACUACAGCAAAUUCUAAUACAGAAGUAUAAAUUUGGUUACCUCUUGCUUAUGAUCUAGCAAAUGGUGGAAAUCCACUUUGUUAAAUUAGUAAUGAAUAUCAUAAAGAUUUGGAUUCUGUUAAUUGCAAGAUUACCUCUGACAGAAAGAUAACUUUGAGCACUGAUAAUACUCAUGGAUUAAAACAAGAAUGCUCAAUGGUUACUGUUACUACAGAAAAUGCUAUAGGUGGAAAUGGUAUUAAAUUACCAUCUACACCAUAAGAUGAUACAUUUUAAGUGUUUAUAGAUUCAACUGAUUCUAGUGGAUUUGUAUAAAGAGAAUAUAAUUACAAUCAAGCAUAUGCAGUUCCAGAUCCAAUUACAUCAGCAACUGAUCCUACAUUUUCUAUAAAAUCUACUAUUCGAGAAGCUAACUAAUAUACAGUAAUUAAAGCUACUUUUACAGCUCCUCUUGAUAUUCCAGCUGGUUAUGAUACUUCAUCUCCAGGUUAAGAUCCUUUAAGUUCUCCUCCUAUAGGUACUUUAAGAUAUAAAUUCAAUACUAAAGAUUUUGUUAACAAUGGAUAUUCAGGAUUCCCAUUAAAUUUGGGUUAAUCAGGUACUGAUGUACUUUGUUAAGGUUUUGGAAAUCUAAAAGGUACUCUACAAUGUACAUUAAUUGCAUCUACUUAAGUAUCACCAGAUUAUCCAGCAAUAAUUGAAGUUAGAGGUUUUGAUUAUAUAGGUGCUGGAGAUUUAGUAGAAGUUCAUUUUUUGAACAUUAAAAAUGGUGGUUCUUAUUAAAAUAAAGGUAAUGUUACUUUAUCUGCAUACAAAACAAAAGGUGAUGGAACUAAAGUAGAAUUGAUUUAAGAUUCCACUGGUUUUGUACCAGUUUAUGAUCCAAACUGUUAUGGUAAUCUAUGUUAUAAAGUAUUUACAACAUGUCCAACAAUCCUUUUGGCUGAUAUUGACCCAAAUGUAGUAGGGGCAUUUAUGUAAAUGACUAUCAACUCCAUAGAUAUCAAUUGUACAAUACCAGCAACUGUAUAUUAACCACUUUAGGCAGGAGAUCAAGUUAUAUUGACAUUCCCAUAAGAAUUUGAAUUCCCAGCUGAAUCUAAUAAUGCUAUAUCUGCAAUAUGGGAUCUAAUCUAAAUGCAAACUAUCGUUUAUCCAUUAACGAGAGAAAUUUACUUUACUUUCCCUGCAGGAAUUGCGCCUCUUACAGGUUGUGCAUACACACUUAAAAUAUCUUAAUUGAGAGGUCCAGCCUAUUACUUUAAUACUCCUUAUAAUAUUAGAAUGAGAAUAGUAAAAUCAUAAUAUAGAAGAGUUGAUUGUUUUAUUAGUGGAGUACCUCCUCCUGAAGUUGCGAAACCAAGCACAUAAUCUAUGUUAUUAAGUAGUUAUUUUGCUGGUGAUAUAUUUGUUGAUUAUAAUUUCUAAUUUUCUCCUACUUAUAAAAUACCAGCUGGAGGUUCUAUUAAUAUUGCAUUUCCAAAUCGUGGAUUAUUAAAUUAUGGUCAUGUUACAUCUAGUAAUCCUCCUGCUGUUUGUAACUUACUUAAUUCUAUUUAUAUUACUACUUGUGUAUUGACUACUACUGGAAUCUAAGUUACUGUAGCAUAAGAUAUUCCUGCUUAAUAAGAAAUUAAAAUUAAUCUAAGUGGUGUUAAAAAUUCUGAUUAUUCUGGAUAAACAUUAAUAGAUGAUUAUCUUUUAACUAUGUAUCAUCCAAAUGGAUAGAAGAUUAAUGAAUAUGGAUUUUCACCAUUUUAAUUUUAUGCUAAAAAAAAUGUUGGUGUCAUUUAUAUGAAAUUAUCAAAUACUAAUAGCUUUUAAUCUGUUACAGCAUCUUAUACAUUUGUAAUUUAAAAUUCAUACACUGUUCCAGCAUCUGGAGAGAUAGUAUUAAAAAUGCCUAAAGAAUGGGCUUCUGUUGUAUCUUCUACAAUUACAUUAGCUAAAUUAAGUGCUUCAUGGACAAGUGAUGCUUUAUCAUAUACAUAUUCUAUUGAUUCUGGUUCAGAUAGUAAUAAUUAUUUACUAAGAAUCAAGAAUUAAUUUACUUGGCCUUAAGGAGGAUCUUUAACUCUCUUAAUGUUAAAAUUAAAAAAUCCUUCAUUUGAAAGUACCAAAAUAUUCUAAGCCUAAACUUUUUAUGAUAAUGUUUUACUUGAUUAAACAGAUCCUUUAGAUUCUUCAUUGAAAUUCACCUACAAACCUGAAGUUCCAUCACUUUAAAUAAACGAUUUUGUUAUGGAACCUUCAAAUGCAGGAGAAGUUUCAUCUUAUUCAUUAAAUAUGACUUCAAGUGGAAAUAUGACAAUAGGAAGUACGAUAUAAAUACAAUUUCCAACAGAUACUUAUCCUCCAGGAUUAACUAGAUAUGAUUUAUCAUUAAGUUGUAAUUUAUUGUUCAAAAAUGGAACAAAUGUAACUGUUCCAUGUUCUGCUGCUAAUUCAAAAUUAACUGUCAAUUUGAAUGCAAAUAUUGAUUAAAAUACAGAAUUUUCUCUUCAAGUAGUUGGUAUAACAAAUCCAAAUUAUGAUUCAACUGCAAUAAAAGGAUCUAUAGAUGUAUUAACAACAGAUUCAAACAAUAAUGUGUUAACAUAUAAUAGUGGAGCAGCUUAAAUAAAUCCAACUGUACCACCUUAGACUAUGAAAUUAGUGAAAUUAGAAACCUCUUCAACAAAUUUAUAAGUUAAAGCUGCAUAUACUUUGUGUAUUUAAACAGAUCUUAGCAUUCCAUUAGGUGCAUAAGUGUUUAUAGAUUUUCCUUAAUAAUUUACAUUUAAAUCAUCUUAAUACCCAUGUUAUAUAAGUUUAGAACAUAAUAAUGCUUUAUUGCCAUAUGACAAUUCAACUACAUCUCCAAAUUGUAAGAAUUCAAAUUCUUUAAGAAGAAUAGCAGUAUCUGGACAUACAGCUGCUUAUACAGGAGAUAAUAAGAAUCCUGCAUAAUUAUGUUAUAUAUUAGAUAAUAUUGAGAAUCCAAGUUCCCCUGGUCCAACUGAGAAUUUUGUUGUUAGUAUUUAUGAUACAUAGAAUAAAAAUGUAGUAGCUAAGACUUUUGGAACAUUAUCACCUAAUUCAACAUUAUCUUAUAGUUAAUAAGGAUUAGUUAUUACAGUUGAAAACAUAGAUCCAUUACCUAGAUAUCUAACAACAAAGCCUAUAAAAGUAACACUUUAAAGAUCAGUUAGUCAUACUGUUACAUUAACACCUUAAUCUACUGAAUUUAAAUUUAUCCCUCCAGAAUUAGUUUUCUUACCUGCAAAUGGACCAGAAAUGUAUUUCAAAAUAUAAGCAAUUGAUGAUGAUAUAACUCCUCUUGGACUUAAAUAAUUUAGUUGGCUUAAAGUAGAAUCAGCAACUGCUAAAUUUUCAGAAAUGGCUGAUUCAUUCUUCUAAUAUGUUGAUAAACCUACUGCUAAUUAAUUAUAUAUGACAAUUAAUCCAAGAGUUUUUAGAGUAGCAUUAGGUGGUACAUCAUUACCUAUGACUUUAACUCUAUCUUAACCAGCUGCAUAAGACUUAUUAGUUAAUUUUACUACUAUAAAUCCUUACCAAGAUAAUUCAUUAGUCUUUGAACCUAUUAAUGCUGCUGGAUAAGUUAAAUUCCCUGCUGGUACUACAUCUAUUUAACUUUAAUAUACUACUAAAUAAACUGCAUUAUCAGGUUAAAUCUCCUUUGAAAUUGUUGGCAAAUACAAUUCCUUAUAUACCAUACUUGAUAACAUUGUCAAUUUUGAAAUCCUAGAAACUGAUGAUAAAAUACCGGAAGUAGUUAAUUAUUAUGCUGUUAAUGUAAAAAGAACUAGUAUGUAUUUCAGAGCUAGUAUUGAUGAAAGUGUUACAUUAUAUUAUUACUUAACAUUAAAAGGAAAUCCAAAACCCACUAUGGAUUAAAUUAAAUCUUAAUAAAAACUCACUAAUGUAUUUACAUAGUUUGGAAAUAAUCAAAGUUUUAUUGCUCCUGUGACUACUGAUUAUAUUUAUAAUGAUGUCUAUCUAGAUCUUCAAGGAUUAACUGAAUAAACUGAUUAUAGUCUCUACUUCUUUGUUACAGAUUUAAGUGGUAAUAAUAAUACUGAAGUCAAAUAAUUUGAUUUUACUACAGCAACCAAAUAUUAGCCAGCCUAAUUUUAGAUUACUUUGAGUAAAAAUGUAGAUAUUGAAAAACUAUUAAGUGCUUUCGGAUUAGUAACUGGAUUACCUUCUAGUAGUUUUUAGACUAUAAACAAUCCCAAAAAAUAUACUAUUGAUGGUGAAUUGGAUACUGAUGUUUAAGAAAUUUUAGAUUCUUAAACUGUCACUUAUAGUUUCCAAAUUAAUCCUGAUCCAACUAUUGGUGGUUUAUCACCAUAUGAAUAUAUUAGAUUAAUCUAACAAAAUUUAGAUCUCCUAUAAUCAGAAAUUCCAGAAGUUGUAGAUUAAAAUAUUUUCAAUACCGCUUGGGAAUAUUUUGAAUAUCCUUAAGAAUUUAAAUAUAAUCCCAUUAAGAUUAAUGUGACAGAAGAUACUGUUUAUUUUAAUGUCUCACUUAGAUACACUGGUAAUUUAUAUACUCUUGUAUUACCAGCUGAUGCACCUGCACCUUCAUCUAAACAAGUAUCUAUGGGACUCAAUUCAACUAAUUAUCCAGUUUAAAAAGUAUAAUUAUUAUUCAUAUUCUUUAGGAAUGGGUGUAUAAAGUUAGAUUCUAAUAUAGUAAUAAAACUAGCACUGAUGAUUAAAGACUUUAUGCAAUUUUCAAAUACACUCUUCUUUUUGAUAAUUCUUAUUACAAAGCCUAUUUUACUGCAGAUAAUAAUUUAAUUAACAAUCCAGAUUUAAUGACCAGUAAUUAUUUAUCUUAUAUCAUUAGAUGAAUAAAUGAAAUCAAUAGAAUUUAAAACAAAAAGAGAAAUUGUUAUAAUUCCUAAGAAAUAUUUGGAAUCAAGUUUGCUAUCAAUAAUUAUGAUGAUAAUCUUUAUCUUAGGAUGAAUGAUGAUAUGAUCAAUAUAUAUAAUCAAAU
Paramecium sonneborni is the source of this 21588-nucleotide messenger RNA. NCBI's taxonomy places the organism in Eukaryota, Ciliophora, Oligohymenophorea, Peniculida, Parameciidae. The record is from the annotation of a GenBank genome assembly.